AUUGUUAUCCUAAUUGCACUGUUUCUCUUCAGGUCCACGGGGAAAGAGUUUGCUCUGAAGAUCAUCGACAAAGCUCGAUGCAGGGGCAAGGAGCAUCUCAUCGAGAAUGAAGUAGCUGUUCUGCGGAGGGUGAAGCACCCCAACAUCAUCAUGCUGGUUGAGGAGAUGGACACGCCCUCUGAGCUCUGCCUGGUUAUGGAGCUGGUAAAGGGUGGAGAUUUAUUUGACUCCAUCACCUCUUCAGCCAAAUACACAGAGAGAGACGCUAGUAUGAUGGUCUCCAACCUGGCUGGAGCUCUGAAGUACCUGCACAGUAUGAACAUCGUCCACAGGGACAUUAAACCGGAGAACCUGCUGGUGUUUGAGCAUCACGAUGGCACCAAGUCACUGAAGCUGGGAGACUUCGGGCUGGCCACAGUGGUGGAGGGGCCGCUGUAUACCGUGUGUGGCACCCCCACGUAUGUGGCUCCAGAAAUCAUUGCCGAGACCGGGUACGGUCUGAAAGUGGAUAUCUGGGCAGCGGGGGUGAUCGCUUACAUCCUUCUGUGUGGCUUCCCCCCCUUUAGGAGGUACUUCCUUCCUUUUCUUCUGCUUUGUUUAAGCGUGUCCACAGAACCGCAGCAGCAGUUCAGCGUCAUGAGUUGUCGAGACAAUAAAAAAGCAACUUGA
This is a messenger RNA of Oryzias melastigma (Indian medaka), 669 nucleotides long. Its product is annotated as serine/threonine-protein kinase DCLK1. The transcript has 5 exons. The annotation marks the transcript as partial. The record is from RefSeq and is a predicted model, not a curated record. Gene Ontology annotation, molecular function: protein kinase activity; ATP binding. Lineage: Eukaryota; Metazoa; Chordata; Actinopteri; Beloniformes; Adrianichthyidae. Gene Ontology annotation, biological process: protein phosphorylation. Gene Ontology annotation, cellular component: microtubule cytoskeleton.